AUGCCUCAAAAAGAGUUCUGCCCAAAAGGCUAUCAGGAAAUUCCCGAAAAACAUCAGAAUUCUCCAGACGUGCACCUCCGCUCGAGCAGUUCCAGCAAGCAACAAUUCGACUUUUCCUUCGAAACUAUCCGCCAGAACUUGUUCCGGGUCGUCUUUUCAUCCCAAGACCAUCCAAUCCCUCCCUACCCGAGUGUUUCCAAGCCAGAAACAAACCUGCGUGAUGUCCAGAUCUCCGCAGAUUCCAGCUCCUCGGCGAAAACAAUCCAGGUUGGCGACGUGACUGCCUCUGUGGAGUGGGCUCAGACCCCAGUGGUGUCUUUGUCUUGGACCGGCGAGGAAAAGCCAUUGCAUCGCGAUCUACCCUUGCGUUCGUAUGUGGCGGAUGCGACUGGUAUCGCGCACUAUACCGAGCACGAUCGAGAUGCUCUGCACGUUGGUCUGGGAGAAAAGAGGGCUCCUAUGGACCUCAGUGGUCGGAACUUCCUUCUCUCCGCCACGGAUUGCUUUGGAUAUGAUGUCUAUAACUCGGAUCCUCUAUAUAAGCACCUUCCUCUGCUGGUCAAGGCUACUGCCAAUGGAUGUGUUGCUAUCUUUUCGACGACACAUGGCAGAGGCUCUUGGUCUGUUGGCUCAGAGAUCGAUGGCCUCUGGGGACACUUCAAGGUGUAUCGUCAGGAUCAUGGAGGUCUUGAGCAGUAUUUGAUCGUUGGAAAGACAAUCAAGGAUGUCGUCAGGUCAUACGCAGAGCUUGUCGGCUUCCCCAUUCUCGUUCCUCGAUGGGCAUACGGAUACAUCUCUGGUGGUUAUAAAUACACGAUGAUCGAUGAACCACCUGCCAACCAAGGUCUCUUGGAAUUCGCAGAUAAAUUGAAGGAACACGGAAUUCCUUGUUCUGCCCACCAGAUGAGCUCGGGGUAUUCCAUCGCAGAGAAGGAGCCCAAAGUCCGCAACGUCUUCACCUGGAACAAACAUCGAUUCCCCAACCCAGAAGAGUGGAUUGCCAAGUACCAUGCGCACGGAAUCCGACUCCUCACCAACAUCAAGCCCUUCCUGCUUGGUUCGCAUCCUGACUUCAAGCGACUUGUUGAUGCAGGUGCCUUUUUCAAGGACGAAGAUACCAAUGAGCCAGGUUAUAUGCGUCUGUGGAGCGCUGGAGGUGCUACAGGAGGCGACGGCUGUCACAUUGACUUCACUUCGUCCUUCGGUUUCAAGUGGUGGUAUAACGGUGUGCAAAGCCUAAAGCGCGCUGGUAUCGACGCCAUGUGGAACGAUAACAAUGAGUAUACUCUGCCAGACGAUGACUGGAAGCUUGCCCUCGACGAGCCAGCUGUUGCUAAAGCUGCACAGAAGCAGGUCACAAAUUCAGUCGGACUCUGGGGACGUGCUAUACACACAGAGCUCAUGGGCAAGUCGUCUUACGAUGCCCUCCUUGACAUAGAGCCUCAGCAUCGUCCCUUCGUCUUGACUCGUAGUGCCACUGCAGGAACUAUGCGAUAUGCAGGCAGUACCUGGAGUGGAGAUAAUGUCACCAGUUGGGAUAAUAUGAAAGGAGCCAACGCACUGUCUUUGAACGCAGGCAUGUCUCUUUUGCAGUGCUCCGGUCAUGACAUUGGCGGUUUCGAAGGUCCCCAGCCCUCUCCCGAACUACUCCUCCGCUGGAUCCAGCUCGGCAUCCAUUCCCCCCGAUUCGCCAUCAACUGCUUCAAGACAGCCCGGAACAGCUCAUCCGGAGACGUCAUUGAGCCAUGGAUGUACCCCGAGAUCACACCCUUGGUGCGAGACACCAUCAAGCGCAGAUACGAGAUCCUGCCAUACAUCUACUCCCUAGGCCUGGAGAGCCAUCUGGACGCUUCUCCCCCACAGCGCUGGAUCGGCUGGGGCUUCGAGUCAGACCCCGAAGUCUGGACACAAACUCUCAAGUCAGGCGAGGAACAGUUCUGGUUCGGCGACACCAUCCUCGUUGGAGGCGUGUACCAGCCCGGCGUGAAUGUCGCGCGGUUCUACCUCCCGCGCAAGGCCGCCAACGACCAGUUCGAUUAUGGGUAUGUCAACAUGAACGCUCCAUACACCUACCUCGCCUCCGGGCAGUGGGUCGAGAUACCCUCCGAGUGGAAGGCGAGUAUUCCUCUCGUCGCUAGAAUCGGCGGAGCCAUCCCAGUCGGAAAGUCUGUUCACACUAAAGUCCCCGGCGACGAUACCGCUGCUUCGUUGGCGGUGCAGGAAGACGACGACUACAGAGGUGUUGAGAUCUUCCCGCCCCAGGGUGGCUCUCAUGGUCGUGUCUUCUCCACCACGUGGUAUGAAGAUGAUGGCAUCUCCCUGCAUCCUGGCAUUUCACGAUACACUAUUAGCUAUAGCUCCACUGCUGAGAAGGUCAUCGUGGAAUUCGCUCGUGAUGAGCAAGGUGGGUUUGUACCUGCUUGGAAGGAUUUGGAUAUUAUUCUCCACAACGGUGACGAGAGACGUGUAGUCUCGGAAGUGGGCAAGUCGGUGGAAUAUAAAGGAAAGGACUCUCGUGGCCGGGUUGUGUAUACGCUGAAGGCGUAGGAGGAGAUGAUUUCUUUGUUUUCUUGGUUUGCAGGUAGAUGUCCGUAGAUCGACUAGAGCAUGAGUGACUCGAUUUAAGAUGGGUUGGCGUUGACAGGGUAGAAAAUUGAAGUUAAUAGCAAAUCAACCCUCUACUUUCAUUCCAAGCCCAGGCUCGGGGCAUACUUUUCAAGAUCAUAUAUUAAACAU
Messenger RNA from Aspergillus wentii DTO 134E9, 2736 nucleotides. Its product is annotated as putative alpha-glucosidase. The transcript has 3 exons. The coding region runs from base 1 to 2547 and encodes 848 amino acids. NCBI's taxonomy places the organism in Eukaryota, Fungi, Ascomycota, Eurotiomycetes, Eurotiales, Aspergillaceae. Gene Ontology annotation, molecular function: hydrolase activity, hydrolyzing O-glycosyl compounds; carbohydrate binding. Gene Ontology annotation, biological process: carbohydrate metabolic process. The record is from RefSeq and is a predicted model, not a curated record.